AUGGGUCCCGAAGACCCCCAUCUUCAGGCACGAAGAGGAGGCUGGACCUGGUGGCAGGAAGCCAGAGAGCCUGGGACUAGGCCAGGAGCUCUGAAAUUCGUGGUGGUCUGUCUUCAUUGGGACUCAGGGGCCGUGCUCCGGGCAGCUGAGGGCCAUGGGAAGGGGGUCUGGGCAUUGGGAGUGGGAUGCAGGGUAGCUGCAAUACCCGGGUGCAACUGUGGCACUGGAGGGGGGACCCACGUGCACCCCAGGUGGGAGGAAGAAUGGGAAGGCACACUGCCCAGGAGAAAAUCAAUCCUCUGCUCAAGGUACAGCCGGAGCAGCCUCAUUUCCCUAGGAGGCGGGCUUCCUCCUGCGGGGGAAUCCCUGGCUGGGAGGAGCGGGGCCCUUCCUCUUGGCAGCCUCGGGACGUCGAGCAGGAAGUCCUGCUUGCCAAGUUCAGCACAGGGAGUAGUGAGGCCUCAUUCCAACACACCCGGCCUGGCUUUAACCCCAGCACUCGGCCAGUUUCUUGCUUCUGGUUCUCCUCUCCACCGACCCCCGCCCCUCUUUUCCUGCCUUCAGUCACCCCUGGAGCUUCCCCCGAGACCGUGCCCAUGCCUGAGCCGGGGGGUCUUCCACCCUCACCCCCCGACCCUUGACACUGCCCAGCUUAUCCCCCCAUCCCUGCUCCUGGCACCAUGCCCCAGAGCCAACCAACCUGCCCUCCCCCAACUCUGGGGCCGCCCCUGGGUUCCUGCGCUCUGGCCGCUCCUCCUGGGUGUCACUGGCAGCCCUGUUCUUCCUAGAGAGACUGGCACCAAAUUCUCCUGGGGCUGGGGGCUUCUCAGGACGACACUUGCCCCGCAGCGGGGUGCCGGGAGCACCAACAGUACCCCUAGCUCGCUCUUCUCCUCCCUCCUUUUUAUUCUCAAGUUCCUUUUUAUUUCUUCCUUGCGUAACGCCCUUCUUCCCUUCUGCACCACUGCCUGCACCCCCACCCUCCCGCCAACUCUGUCACCCCACUCCUGA
This is a messenger RNA of Lepus europaeus (European hare), 1011 nucleotides long. RefSeq lists its product as uncharacterized. NCBI's taxonomy places the organism in Eukaryota, Metazoa, Chordata, Mammalia, Lagomorpha, Leporidae. The coding region runs from base 1 to 1011 and encodes 336 amino acids. The record is from RefSeq and is a predicted model, not a curated record. The transcript is spliced from 3 exons.